Cercospora beticola is the source of this 2019-nucleotide messenger RNA. Its product is annotated as cytochrome P450. Lineage: Eukaryota; Fungi; Ascomycota; Dothideomycetes; Mycosphaerellales; Mycosphaerellaceae. Gene Ontology annotation, molecular function: oxidoreductase activity, acting on paired donors, with incorporation or reduction of molecular oxygen; monooxygenase activity; heme binding. The record is from RefSeq and is a predicted model, not a curated record.
GGCUUUGUAGCACACGAUACAAGAAUCCAAAUUGAAAGAGCGUUCAAACGACUGCAUCGCUCAGGAUCCGUGAGUCAAAAGUUGAUGACGGCGACAAGGAAUUUACCUCUCUCAGGAGAUGAGUGGUUCAUGAAGGAUCGGAAGGAUCACCUAGCUGAGCUUGCUUCGCGAAAGUCGGAAGUAACAUACAUAACACCACCACACGCCGAGGCAGCAACUUCUUCUCGCAACCCGAACACAACAUGUCGAUUUACGAAAGUAAAGGUUUCGCAGUCCUUUAUGCUAGCGUUCCGCCGGCUUUGCUAGCCAUUGCGCUGCAGUUUGUGGAUUUCACAAGCCUGGGCCUACGUGGAAAGGCGAUUUUCUUGCUGCCUGUUAUACUUUACUUGUAUGCAGCGUAUAAGAUUGGAAAAGCUAUACUCGGAAAUCUGAAUAAUCCACUGCGACAGUUGCCGACUCCUUCUGGAGACAGCUUCUUGCUCGGCCAUGCGAGAGCUACGUGGGAGGAGCCGAGAGGAAACUGUUUCCUCAGAUGGAUCGACGAAGUCCCGAAUGAGGGACUGAUAUAUUACGCUGGGUUCUUCCGAGCUACUCCGCAUGUCAUAGUCACGAGUCCCGACGCGAUUCGAGAAGUUCUGGUCACGAGAGCGUACGAUUAUGUCAAGCCGGAUAUUGGACGGAAGUUUUUGGAGCAGACUACUGGACGUGGGUUAAUUGUUGUUGAAGGAGAUGAGCAUAAAAUGCAAAGGAAAAGUGUCGCGCCUGCAUUUUCUGGGAAACAUGUGAGAGAUUUGGUGCCGGUGUUCUGGAAGAAGGCGAAGGAACUUGCGGAUGUUCUGGCGAGUCAAUUGGAUGUUGUGAGUGAGGGUGACGAUGAACGGAAUACGGGAGUGGUGGAGUUGAAUAUGUGGGCUUCGAGGGCGACGAUUGAUAUUAUUUGUGCUGCGACUUUGGGGAGGGAGUUUGAUUCGUUGAGAAAUUCGGAUAAUGAGUUGGCGUUGCAGUAUGGAAGGGUUUUUGGGGAAGCUGGGGCGCAGAUUUGGAUUAUUUUUGACCUUUUGGGGGCUCCGCCGCCGUUGCAGCUUGCGAGAUGGAUGCCGUUUUUUACGAAGUUUCGGAAUGCGGCGGAGGGGAGGUACCAGUUGAGGCCGUUGUGUAGAAAGUUGGUGGAGCAAAAGAGGCAGGAUAUUGAGAGUGGUAAGGACUCGCAGGUUGAUAUUUUGUCUGUGUUGAUGCAGUCUGGGGAGUUCAAGGAUGAUGGACUGGUGGAUCAGUUGUUGACGUUUCUUGCUGCUGGGCACGAGACUACAUCUUCUGCAUUUGCAUUCACUUGCUGGCUGCUUGCAAAGCACCCAGAAAUUCAAAAGCGACUACGAGACGAGCUCAAAGCCCAUUUCACGGGAGUCGAAAAUAUCUCCAUGACUGCAACCGAUCUCGACAAUCUGCCAUAUCUUGAUGCUGUUAUCAGCGAGCAACUACGCCUAUACCCUUCAGCACCAAUCUCGCCCCGCUGGUCGGUCCGCGAGACGAGUAUCCUGGGGCACCACAUACCAAAAGAUCAAUUUGUCCUCCUCUGUCCAUGGGCGACCAAUCGUAGCAAGAAACUCUGGGGCGAAGACGCUCAAGAAUUCAGACCUGAACGGUGGUUGACGAAAGAGGGCUCGGAGAACGUGAAGGAUGCGGACCCAAUGCGUUUCUUGACAUUCUUCUACGGACCGCGGAGUUGUCCAGGCCAGGCCUUUUCUCGAUUAGAGCAGAAGUGUUUGGUCGCGGCGUUGAUCAUGCGGUUCCAGAUCGAGAUGGCGGAUGAAGAAGAGGAGAUCUCGCCUCGUGGCUUCAUCACGGUCAAGCCGAUGGGCAACAAUGGCUUGCAAUUGAAACUGCGAGAGUUGUCGCAGUAGGUGGUCUUUUUGCUCCAGUCUCGCCAUUGACGGCCUUGAGAGCGUAAAUGGCGGGCAAGAUACUUGACUCCACUCCAAGACUCUGGUGGUUCGGACGUACAAAGGGUCAAGAGGCGCA